Messenger RNA from Anopheles aquasalis, 1358 nucleotides. RefSeq names its product Mitochondrial cardiolipin hydrolase zuc (gene zuc). Gene Ontology annotation, biological process: piRNA processing. Gene Ontology annotation, cellular component: mitochondrion. The record is from RefSeq and is a predicted model, not a curated record. Gene Ontology annotation, molecular function: RNA endonuclease activity producing 5'-phosphomonoesters, hydrolytic mechanism. Lineage: Eukaryota; Metazoa; Arthropoda; Insecta; Diptera; Culicidae.
GUGGUGGCGAAUUCAAAAUUUCGCCCCAAAAGAGCCGUUCCCGCGUGGUCCGUGAAAGAAUUUCGAUGACUCGGUUGUUUUAUUAGUCAAAGAAAAUUGAAAUUGCCAGCGGCGUCUCUGAUUGAGGAUCUGUUUUAACAUUCUUUCGAGUGUGCUGUGGUGCACGGUGCUGGUUACUACUGGAGAGCGAAAGAACCGGAACAAUUUGUUUGACACCCCCUCCAUUCCAGUGAAUUUGUGUUUUCGACUCCGCACCUUGGAAUACUUGUGCCAUGAAUUCGAUUUUAUCUUAUUUUAAUACCCUCGGAUGGCGCAGCAGAUCGCUCCUUAUCGUCGGUGGAGUAGCGGUUGGGACGGAGGUAGUUUUCGAGCUGGUUCUGCAGAUCCGCAGAGCCAUCAGGAAGCGGCAUGCUAAGCGGGAUAUCGCCGAGGUGUACUUUAUGAAUCGUCGCACACUGGCAACCGCAUUGUCCAACCCGGAAACCGUGCUCACGGAACACAUUGACCGGUUGGUCGGCAUGAUCGAUCGAGCCAAACACUCGAUUAGUAUCGCGAUUUACCUGUUCACUGCGGAACAAUUGCGGGAUGCCCUGAUACGCGCGUACCGGCGCGGUGUGAUCGUACGGAUCGUAACCUGUGGCAGCAUGGUGUACAACGGAAGCACGAAGCUCCCAGAACUGCUGAACGAAGGUAUUAUUGUGCGGUACAAAAAAGAAACACAAUUCUUAAUGCACCACAAGUUUUGCGUACUGGAUGCCGAGUGGCUGUGUGCCGAUUGUCUGGUGAAGGAACACAGUAAAACGAUAGGAAAACCGGUAAAAGAAAUGGAAUACUCUCUUUUUGAUAAAGCAGUUCGCACGGAUCUAGGCCGGCUCCGGAGGAUGUUUGGGGUUUCUUGUGGCCAAUGUGAUCGUAGGAAGCGUGCAACAACAAAGAGUUCCUCCGACGAUACUGACGAUCCCCUUCCACCCGGGGGCCUGUUGAUCGCUGGUUCCAGUAACUGGACGUUGUCCGGUUUAAGCUCAAACUGGGAAAGCGUGUUUUACAUGUCGCACCCGGUUAUGGUGCAAGCGUAUGCCCUCGAAUUCCAACGGCUGUGGUACGAGCUGGACGAUGACUUACAGUACACCAGGGGUACCCUUGAAAAUGGAAUUAGGAACAUUUACGAGUAACCAUCACUCAGGUUCCGGCCCAAUAUUUAGAUAUACACGUUCCAUUCCAUAAAAUUUCUCGCUCUCAACAUCUGGAUGCCAUGCCACGUUCCUUUUGAUGCCCUAAGGUCGUAGAAAACAUGCGAAUCUCACGUACGCACAUAAUGUUGCAUAUAAAUAUAAAAUAAAGAUCUACGGAUUCUACUA